Messenger RNA from Candidozyma duobushaemuli, 1164 nucleotides. RefSeq names its product Fcr3p (gene FCR3). The record is from RefSeq and is a predicted model, not a curated record. Bases 1 to 1164 code for a protein of 387 amino acids. NCBI's taxonomy places the organism in Eukaryota, Fungi, Ascomycota, Pichiomycetes, Serinales, Metschnikowiaceae. The transcript has a single exon. Gene Ontology annotation, cellular component: RNA polymerase II transcription regulator complex. Gene Ontology annotation, molecular function: DNA-binding transcription activator activity, RNA polymerase II-specific; transcription cis-regulatory region binding.
AUGUCUUAUUCCCACGUUGGUGACCACCCCUUCCCCCAGGAGGGUCCCAAGGACGACAUCUGCGAUUAUAUCGACCAACCUCUCGAUCUUAAUCAAGAAAACAUUCGGCUUUUUGAACAGCAGCAGUACCAUCAGAACCAUCCGGUGCACUUUCAGCAGUACUCUCCACAAAAUGGUCCCAUGUACCAGGGUUCCCCUCAGCCCUAUAUCGAACAAGGAUCUCCAGCGCCUUAUAUAAAGCAGCAGCAUUCCUCCCCUAUUCCUCAGUGGCAGGGCCACCCCAACGGCGCUUACGUGGAGGGUUACCCCAAUGGGAACGGCGAAGCCUACCAGAUGAACUACGUUUCCAAUGUUCCACAGGAGCCUCUUUUAAGAGCUGAAUCUGUGAGCUCGACACAACUUUCGGGAGAAAGAGAAGGCGCCAACCUCGCCUCUCAGUGGAACCAAGGGGCUCAAAACCCCAACGGUGUGGGAAACAAUACGGACAGCUCGUUGCACCUGGGGUCCCCGAACGACUACGGUAACGAGAAGGGGAAGUCGAAGAAGCCUCGCGCACGGAUCUUAACCGACAAGGAGGAGGCUGUGAUGAACAAGGAUGACCUGGAGCUCAGCGAGGAGGAGCUCAAGAUCAAGAAGAAGGCUCAUAAUAGACUCGCACAGCGUGCCUUCCGUGAAAGAAAGAGAACGGAAUUGAAGGAUUUGGAGUCGAAGUUGCUCCAGAGUGAGGAAGAGAGACAGAAGCUUUUGAAGGUGCUUCAGGAUAUCAAGCUGGCGAAGUCGGACGAGAAUCUUCUACGCUCAGGCGGCGAUCCAACAGCAGGAGGCAUUGACUUUGAAAACUCGAGGUUUUCUUUCCCUAGCUCACAGGAGGAGUUUAUUAAUCAUAUGGUUGACGUUGCUAAACACAAUGUGAAUCCUGACACGGUGAACAAGGUUUACGAGCAGCCUGAGAAUCCAGGACGCAAGGUGCUUGCGGUGGGAGCCGUUUGGGACUAUUUGCAGAUAAAGGCCGAGGAAGAAGGCUACGAAGGUGUUGAUAUGUACGACGUUAUGCAGUUGUUGAAGGGCAGCGAGAAGUGCCACGGAUACGGACCAGCCUACGAACUCGAGCUUGUGAAUGCUUCGCUUGAACAAAUCAGGAGCCAGGUCCAGGGAAACAGAUAG